This is a messenger RNA of Acanthamoeba castellanii str. Neff, 1485 nucleotides long. Its product is annotated as peptidase, S8/S53 subfamily protein. Gene Ontology annotation, molecular function: serine-type endopeptidase activity. Lineage: Eukaryota; Discosea; Longamoebia; Acanthamoebidae. The transcript is spliced from 16 exons. Bases 1 to 1485 code for a protein of 494 amino acids. The record is from RefSeq and is a predicted model, not a curated record. Gene Ontology annotation, biological process: protein processing. Gene Ontology annotation, cellular component: trans-Golgi network; Golgi membrane.
AUGGACCGACGAAGCGACAACUCGUCGAUGUGGGCCAUCAAGUUGCCCAGCGAGCUCUCGGGUGACGAAGCCCAGGAGAAGCUCGCUCAGAUCGCCGCCGAGCACGGCUGUCGUGUGUUGGGGCGGGUGGCCAACCUGAAGGACUACUUCCUGAUCGAGCACGACCCCAACCACUCGCGCAAGCGCAGUAUCGAGGGAUCGCUGCAAGACCAUCCCGACGUAGAGUGGGCCGGGUUUCAGCAUGCGCGCUUCCAGCAGAAGCGGCUUCCCGCCAUCACCGAUCCGCUGUAUGCCAGCCAGUGGCACCUCCACAACUCUGCCGGCGUGGACCUCAGCGUGGUGCCCGCUUGGGAGGCCGGCUACUCCGGCCGCGGUGUCGGUGUCUCAAUCGUGGACGACGGUCUCGAGUGGCGUCAUGGCGAUCUGGGCGAAGCGCGCUACAUGCGCGCUGCUUCUCAUGACUGGAACGGAAAGGACGACGACCCGUCGCCCGCCAGUUACGAUGACACCCACGGCACCUCGUCUCAUUUCUGGUCCCACGACCGACGCCAUGCGGGGGCUCUGUCUUACCACACCGACGAGAACUUCGUCUUCUCUGCCUCCUGGGGUCCGACCGAUGACGGUCUGCGGAAGGAGGGACCGGGGACCCUGCUGCUGGCCGCCAUGACCGAGGCCAUCACCAACGGCCGGAACGGCAAGGGCACCAUCUACGUGUGGGCCGGCGGCAACGGAGGCGCCCGGGACAACGUCAACUACGACGGCUACGCCAACAGCAUCUACACGGUCACGAUCGCGUCGGUGGACAGCAAUGGCCGGCACGCCUCGUACAGCGAGGAGGGUGCGUGCAUCAUCGCGAGCUCGCCCUCGUCUCCGCCCGGCAUCAGCACCACCGCCGUGCGCGGCAACUGCAAUACCCGCUUCGGUGGCACGUCGGCUGCGGCGCCCAUGAUCUCCGGCGUGGUGGCGCUUAUGCUCGAGGCCAACCCCAACUUGGGCUGGCGGGAUGUGCAAGACAUUUUGAUCCGCACGGCACGAAAGAACGACGCCACUGACCCGGGCUGGGUCAAUAACGGCGCCGGGCUGCACGUCAACCACAAGUAUGGUUUUGGUCUGGUGAGCGCCAGCGCGGCUGUGGUAAGGGCCGCGGAUCGAUCGCGCGCCCUGCUUCCCCCGAACGUCGCGCCCUUCGUGAGCACCAACCAGGCCCUCCCCGCUCUCGACAUUCCGGACAACAGCCCGACUGGUGUCACGGUCACCUUCACCGUGGAUCACCUUCGGGUGGUGCUGGUCUCGCCGGUGGGUACGCGGAGCGUGUUGGCGGUGCCGCACGGUGACACCCACGCGCACUACACCGGGUGGACCUUCACCUCCGUGCGCCACUGGGGCGAGAACCCCAUGGGCGUGUGGAAGCUCAUCCUCUCCGACGAAACCGCGAACAACGUCGGUCAGUUCAAUCGAGCCAUCCUCACCGUGCGCGGACAUUGA